Messenger RNA from Chelmon rostratus (copperband butterflyfish), 1563 nucleotides. RefSeq names its product solute carrier family 7 member 10b (gene slc7a10b). Gene Ontology annotation, cellular component: membrane. The coding region runs from base 1 to 1563 and encodes 520 amino acids. Gene Ontology annotation, molecular function: neutral L-amino acid transmembrane transporter activity; L-amino acid transmembrane transporter activity. The record is from RefSeq and is a predicted model, not a curated record. NCBI's taxonomy places the organism in Eukaryota, Metazoa, Chordata, Actinopteri, Chaetodontiformes, Chaetodontidae. Gene Ontology annotation, biological process: D-alanine transmembrane transport; amino acid transmembrane transport; D-serine transmembrane transport. The transcript has 11 exons.
AUGGAUGGACAGAACGGCAGCAGCAGCAUCCGCUCUCGGCCGCACGGCAGCGCGACGGACGGCAGGAAGAAGAAGAAAAUCCCGGACAGAGUGACUCUGAAGAAGGAGAUCGGGCUGUUGAGCGCCUGCACCAUCAUCAUAGGGAACAUCAUCGGCUCUGGGAUCUUCAUCUCUCCGAAGGGGGUCCUGGAGCACUCGGGUUCAGUGGGUUUGGCGUUGGUGGUUUGGUUACUGGGAGGCUGCAUCGCCGCAUUGGGCUCCCUCUGCUACGCCGAACUGGGCGUCACCAUCCCGAAAUCCGGAGGAGACUACUCGUACGUCACAGAGAUAUUCGGUGGUCUGAUGGGGUUUCUCUUGCUGUGGAGCGCCGUCCUCAUCAUGUACCCGACCACGCUGGCUGUCAUCGCCCUCACUUUCUCCAGCUACGUCCUGCAGCCGGUCUUCCCAAACUGCGUUCCUCCAUACAUGGCGACACGCAUGCUGUCCGCCACCUGUCUCCUGCUGCUGACCUGGGUGAACUGCUCCAGUGUUCGUAUGGCCACCAGGAUCCAGGACGUCUUCACGGUGGGGAAGCUGAUGGCCCUGGGCCUCAUCAUCGUGGUCGGCCUGGUCCAGAUCUGCAACGGUAACUAUGAGGCGCUGACCCCUCAGGUGGCCUUUUCCCUGGACCGGACGCCGUCGGUCGGUCAGAUCGCUCUGGCCUUCCUUCAGGCCUCCUUCGCCUUCAGCGGCUGGAACUUCCUCAACUACGUCACAGAGGAAGUGGUCGAACCCAGACGGAAUCUACCUCGUGCCAUCUACAUCUCCAUUCCACUGGUGACCUUUGUGUACACGCUCACCAACAUCGCCUACUUCUCCUCCAUGUCGCCCGAGGAGCUGCUGUCGUCCAAUGCCGUGGCCGUAACAUUCGGAGAGAAGUUGCUGGGUAUGUUCUCCGUCAUCAUGCCGAUCUCCGUGGCUCUGUCCACCUUCGGAGGCAUCAACGGCUACCUGUUCACGUCCUCCAGGUUGUGUUUCUCUGGAGCCAGAGAGGGUCACCUGCCCAGCCUACUCGCCAUGAUCCAUUAUAAGAACUGCACGCCCAUCCCCGCCCUGCUGGUCUGCUGCGCUGCCACCAUUGUUAUACUCUGCAUCGGAGAAACACACAACCUGAUCAACUACGUCUCCUUCAUCAACUACCUGUCAUACGGCGUGACGAUCGCAGGUCUGCUGUACUACCGCUGGAAGAAACCCAACCUGUACCGACCCAUCCAGGUGAACCUGCUGGUUCCUGUGUGCUACCUGAUGUUCUGGGCGCUGCUGCUGGGUUUCAGUCUUUACUCAGAGCCGGUGGUUUGUGGCGUUGGUUUAGUCAUCAUGCUUACCGGCGUACCUGUCUACUUCCUGGGUGUCCAUUGGAAAGAGAAACCAAAGUGUAUCUACAACUUCAUUGAGAGGGCGACGUUCGUGGGCCAGAGGUUGUGUUUUGUGGUCUUUCCUCAGUUCGACCCCAUCGAGAUUGCCAGUCCGUCAGAAUGGACUGACCGAUCUUCAGGCAGGAGCAGCUUGUCUGCCAAUUCCUAA